Rangifer tarandus platyrhynchus (Svalbard reindeer) is the source of this 1623-nucleotide messenger RNA. The record is from the annotation of a GenBank genome assembly. Lineage: Eukaryota; Metazoa; Chordata; Mammalia; Artiodactyla; Cervidae.
AUGACCACUUCCCUGCAAGAUGGGCAGAGCGCCGCGGGUCGGGCGGCUGCCCGGGACUCGCCGCUGGCCGCCCAGGUGUGCGGCGCUGCCCAGGGGAGGGGCGACGCCCGCGACCUGGCGCCGGCCCCCUGGCUGCACGCGCGGGCGCUCCUGCCCCCUCCGGACGCGACCCGCGGCUGUGCGGCAGACAGGAGAAAAAAGAAAGAUCUUGAUGUUCUGGAAAUGCCAUCUAUUCCAAACCCUUUUCCUGAGCUAUGCUGCUCUCCAUUUACAUCUGUGUUGUCAGCAGGCCUGUUUCCCAAAGCAAAUUCAAGGAAAAAACAGGUAAUUAAAGUAUACAGUGAAGAUGAAACCAGCAGAGCUUUAGAGGUACCCAGUGACAUAACUGCCCGAGAUGUUUGCCAGCUGUUGAUCCUGAAGAAUCAUUACAUUGAUGACCACAGCUGGACCCUUUUUGAGCACCUGCCUCAUGUAGGUCUAGAAAGAACAAUAGAAGACCACGAGCUGGUGAUUGAAGUGCUAUCUAACUGGGGAAUGGAAGAAGAAAAUAAGCUAUACUUUAGAAAAAAUUAUGCCAAAUAUGAAUUCUUUAAAAACCCAAUGUAUUUUUUUCCAGAGCAUAUGGUGUCUUUUGCAACUGAAACCAAUGGUGAAAUAUCCCCCACACAGAUUUUGCAGAUGUUUCUAAGUUCAAGCACAUAUCCUGAAAUCCAUGGCUUCUUACAUUCAAAAGAACAGGGAAAGAAGUCCUGGAAAAAGAUUUACUUCCUUUUAAGAAGAUCCGGUUUAUAUUUUUCUACUAAAGGGACAUCAAAGGAACCACGGCAUUUGCAGUUUUUCAGCGAAUUUGGCAAUAGUGAUAUUUAUGUGUCACUGGCAGGCAAAAAAAAACACGGAGCACCGACUAACUAUGGAUUCUGCUUUAAGCCUAACAAAGCGGGAGGGCCCCGAGACCUGAAAAUGCUCUGUGCAGAAGAAGAGCAGAGUAGGAUGUGCUGGGUGACCGCGAUUAGAUUGCUUAAGUAUGGCAUGCAGCUAUACCAGAAUUACAUGCAUCCAUAUCAAGGCAGAAGUGGCUACAGUUCUCAGAGUAUAUCUCCCAUGAGAAGUAUAUCAGAGAAUUCCCUGGUAGCAAUGGACUUCUCAGGCCAGAAAACCAGAGUUAUAGAAAAUCCCACUGAAGCCCUUUCUGUUGCCGUUGAAGAAGGACUAGCCUGGAGGAAAAAAGGAUGUUUACGCCUGGGCAGUCACGGUAGCCCCACCGCGUCUUCACAGAGCUCUGCCACAAACAUGGCUAUCCACCGGUCCCAACCAUGGUUUCACCACAAAAUUUCUAGAGAGGAAGCUCAGCGAUUAAUUAUUCAGCAAGGUCUAGUGGAUGGAGUUUUCUUGGUACGGGAUAGUCAGAGUAACCCCAAAACUUUUGUACUGUCAAUGAGUCAUGGACAAAAAAUAAAGCACUUUCAGAUUAUACCAGUGGAAGAUGAUGGUGAGAUGUUCCACACCCUAGAUGAUGGACAUACAAGAUUUACGGAUCUAAUCCAGUUGGUGGAGUUCUAUCAACUCAAUAAGGGCGUUCUUCCUUGCAAGCUGAAACAUUAUUGUGCUAGGAUUGCACUUUAG